Messenger RNA from Dioscorea cayenensis subsp. rotundata (Guinea yam), 1956 nucleotides. Its product is annotated as protochlorophyllide-dependent translocon component 52, chloroplastic-like. Gene Ontology annotation, molecular function: 2 iron, 2 sulfur cluster binding; chlorophyllide a oxygenase activity. The transcript has 7 exons. The coding region runs from base 50 to 1651 and encodes 533 amino acids. NCBI's taxonomy places the organism in Eukaryota, Viridiplantae, Streptophyta, Magnoliopsida, Dioscoreales, Dioscoreaceae. The record is from RefSeq and is a predicted model, not a curated record.
UCAUCCAUACACACAGUUCAUCUUCCUCUCUUUUCAUGCUUGGUCUCCAAUGGAGUCCAUCGUCUCCCUCCCAUCCUCUUCUCUCUUCCAUCUUUCCAUCCCAAGCCCCUCCUUGCCUCCUCUCCCUCCUCUCCGUCUCCCUCUCCAGCCUCACCGCCUUCAGAGGACUGUGCGCCUCGUCUCCCACUCCACUCUCCCUUCCUCAUCCGCCUCCUCUACGCUCUCCACCACCGACACUACCAUUUCCGGUGAGAAGUUCAACUGGUACGCCCACUGGUAUCCUGUGGCACCCGUCUGUGAUCUCGACAAGCGAGCGCCGCACGCCAAACGAAUCCUCGGCCUCGACAUCGUGGUGUGGUGGGAUCGUGUGAAGGAGCAAUGGCAGGUGUUUGAUGAUCGGUGCCCCCACCGUCUCGCCCCGCUAUCUGAGGGCCGGAUCGAUCAAUGGGGUCGCUUGCAGUGUGUCUACCAUGGAUGGUGCUUCAAUGGCUCCGGUGGUUGCGAACUCAUCCCUCAGGCCUCUCCUGAUGGCCCGCCGGUUCAAAGAGCUAAGAAGGCUUGUGUUGCUGUUUAUCCAAGCAUUGUGCAGAAUAAGAUUGUUUGGUUUUGGCCAAGCACUGAUCCUCAGUACAAGGAUAUUGCACUGAAGGAAAAGCCUCCGUAUGUGCCGCAAUUGGAUGAUCCAUCAUACACCUGUACCAUGGGCAUGAGAGAUCUUCAGUAUGGGUAUGAAAUUCUGACUGAGAACUUGAUGGACCCUGCCCAUGUUCCGUAUGCACACUAUGGAAUAUUGACAAAUAUCACAGCUCCAAAGGCAUUGACUACUAAUGUUAGAGAUCGAGAAGGAGGCAGACCUCUGGAUAUGACAAUAGAGGAAUUUGACAAAACAGGCUUCUUGUCAAGGAAUACUAUGGGCUAUAGCAAGUUCAUAGCACCUUGCCUCCAUUACUCUGCUGCCUCGUUAGGUUCAAGUAAUGGAUCUAUUUCCUCAUCGAGCACUCAAGAGGGCAUAAUUAAGACAAACCAAAAACAAAGAAAUGCUCUUCUUGUCUUCCUCUGUAUUCCAGUUAGUCCUGGAAGAAGUAGAUUAAUUUACGUCUUCCCAAGGAACUUCUCUGUUUGGGUGGACCAAAUUUUUCCCCGCUGGUUCUUUCACAUAAGACAGAAUCUGGUUCUAGAUUCAGACCUAUAUCUUCUUCAUUUAGAGGAGCAAAAGAUUGCUGAAGUAGGCCCUUCAAAUUGGCUGAAAGCUUGUUAUGUGCCGACAACAUCAGAUGCCAAAGUCAUUGCUUUCAGGAGAUGGUUCGCAAAGUAUGCAGACAGUCAAGUUCACUGGAGCACCAAGUUCAGCAAUUACCUACUCCCUUCCCUGCCGAAAGAACAGAUUAUGGACAGAUACUGGUCACACACAGUGCAAUGCAGCAGCUGCCGUGCAGCUUUAAAAGGCAUGAAAGUGCUCGAGGUUAUCUUGCAGGUUUUCUCAGUUAUCUCAAUUGGAAUUUUAGCUGCCAUGAGAGGGAGUUUAGUGUCAACUGUUACAAGAGUUUCGAUCGUCUUUACAGCAGUGCUAUGUUUUCUAGCAUCCAGGUGGCUGUCUCACUUCAUCUACAAAAACUUCUAUUACCAUGACUACAACCAUGCCUUCGUAUGAAAACGAUGAAAUACCAAAUUCCCGGCAUUCCCCGACCUUCCGGCUUCAAUUAAUAUAAAACAGAACAAAAAAGUGGUCUUGUUUACAUGUUCUUGUGAGCAUAAAGGUUGUUAUUAUGUAAAACAGAACAAAAUUGUGGCCUUGUUAGCAUGUUCUUCUGUGUUGCAAGUAUAAAUGAUGUCAUUAUGUAAAACAGAACUAGAAAUUGGUCUUGUGUACAUGUUCUUGUAAGUUGUAAGCAUGAGAGUUGCCAUCAAAUUGAUGGCUUCAAAUGAAAACGAACACAUUCAAAUUGUUAAUGACAA